Molecule: messenger RNA, 1669 nt
Organism: Rhipicephalus microplus (southern cattle tick)
Lineage: Eukaryota; Metazoa; Arthropoda; Arachnida; Ixodida; Ixodidae
Source: RefSeq, a predicted model, not a curated record
CUGUCUGAAGUGUCAGCGGGGCAGGGCACGCCCAGAUGCUUCUCAACGUCAAGGCUUCUCGCACUUCCUUGCUUAUUCUGGCGAUGUAAAAAAGAUUGCUUCCGUGAGACACAAGACCAGUAAUUACUGCCAACGAAGGUCAUGCCAGCCGUCGCAAAAGCAUUCACCGAGUGUAUCAUGAAGAGGUGCCGAUACCUGAAGUUGUUUGCCUACAUCAUGUGCCUCUGCAGCGGCGUGGUUGUCGCCGUGCUUGGCUAUGCGUCUCUGACCAGGCUCAACGUGCUCAGCACGGAUAGUCGGCGCUGGGGACUCCACGAACACCAGCGACACCUUGCGGCGCUCGCGGUCGCCACCGUGGUGCUUGGUUCCGCGUGUGCCUUGGCAGCCGUGCUUGGCUGCGUGGACGCGCUGCUGGCGAGAAGACCUCACCUGGUGCUGGAUGUCAUUGCGGGCGUCCUAAUUUUGGCUCAAGUUGGAGUUGCUUCCGCAGGAUUCACUUUAAUGAUAUGGGUCAAGAACGACAUUCCGCCAGGAAGGACCAACUGCAAAGGCUGUCUGAAGAACAUGAUUUUCGUCUGCGGCAGGCUCAUACCGGCAAUAGGAAGCCUGCUUCUGACAUCCAGUGUAGCCCAGUGCAUUGCGAUUGUUGUAAAUCGUGUCGACCAGUCACAAGCCGAAGUUCAAGCCAAGCUUGAUCGGGCGAACAAUCUAGAGGAGUACAGAAUGAAAACAGUGGACCAAUUCAUCGGCUCAUGGGCACCUAGGAAAAGCCGAUCUUGGGGCGGAAACCUCGACUACUCGGACUCAAUGUUUAGCGGUUCUGUAGGUGCGAGGGAAACUGCUGCCGCUACCACGCCACGGGUGAAACUGCGGUUCGGCGCCGUCAAGUCUCCUCCGGAGAGGAUCCGGCCUCCGAUCAAGAUCGUCAUCACCGAGGCCCCAUCCGACGCCUCCACCAGGGCCGCCGCUGGCGCUGCUUUCCAGCGAGACACGCAGGGAGAAGGGGGAACCCUGUCCCUUCCCGACUUCAGUAACUACGCAAACGUCGAGUAGGAGGCCGUCGCUGGGACAAUGGAAAACUUCACCUGCACGAAAGCACGCAGCGUAUGCUUACGGCUGUAAUACGGAACGACAGUUCAAGCCCUGUAAUCUCUACUAUAUGGUCUGCUCUUUCACACGUGAGAACGACUAAUGGUUCUCAGGUCGGACAUUCGCGCUAACUUAAUUGUUUCGGAGCUACCGGGUAAAAAAAAAAGCUAGUACAUGCUUUCUAAAAGUGUGCACCAGAGUCUACACGCUUGGCGCCUCACCUUGCUGCAUUUUCUUUUUUUGCAAGUUGCAGUGAAGUUAGUUUAGCUGUGCGUGUUUGAAGACGAAGUUAAUACGAAUCAGCAACAUGUCUAAACUGCCACGUCAGCAAACUUUGUCACCUUUUACGUAGGCUAUUACUCGCGCAUGCGUGUCUCCUUUUAAGAAAUAUAUUCGCGGAACUUAUCGCACAUUUUGCUAUAACAACUGUUGUUUGAAACUAUUUAUAAACAAUUCACAACUAACCUGAAUGUUUCCACUCGAACAGAUGCUAGCACAAGUAAAUAUUGCGCGCUAGCUUUUGACUUCUUUUAUUUAAAUUUUAACAACAUUCCUGUAAUAAAAACUUUCUCCAAACCUU